Molecule: messenger RNA, 1896 nt
Organism: Emiliania huxleyi CCMP1516
Lineage: Eukaryota; Haptophyta; Isochrysidales; Noelaerhabdaceae
Exons: 6
Coding region: 1-1896 (631 amino acids)
Source: RefSeq, a predicted model, not a curated record
AUGGACCGUUUCAAGAGGCCGCUCGAGUCGGAUGAGAGGCCGCUCGAGCGGUGCUGGGGAGGCGAGCUUGCCGGCCUCGCCACCUGCCCGCCUGUCCGUCCGAUGAGCGGUGCCUUCAAAGAGCACUUUUGUCCCCGGUGCCGCGAGGGUACCAUCUUCAUCCCCGCGCGUCGUGUCCGGGUCCUCCGCGACGAGGGCAUCGCAAACACCCACUCGGUGGGGGUAUGGAAUCUUCCGCGCAGCGGCACAAGCCGCCGCAAGAGCACGCCGCCUUCAGUCCUUCCGGCGCACCGAAUCGUGAAUCAGACGAAGUGCUGCUCUGGCGCAAAGCUCGUCAUCCUUCGCGACGCGACGCACGUCGACCUGCCUGGCCUCUCGCCCCUCCCGGCCGGGCUGCAAGACAGCUCCCUCGGCUUCCGCGUCGGCAAGACGCUGAAGCCCGUCCUCUCCGUCCCUCUGCCACACGUCGCCUUCUCGCUGCAGUCGGCGCUCGCCCCCGCCGCUCCCGCCGCCGCCGCCGUUAGCAACGGCUGUGCGCUGCCUGCUUGCCGCUGGAGCGACGGGCCCCUCGCCGCUCCGGGGCUGCUCGAGGAGCUGCUGUGGGGCGAGGCGGCGGGCGGCGAGGCGGCGGGGGGCGAGGCGGAGGGCGGCGAGACGGAGGGCGGCGAGGCGGAGGGAGGCGCGUGGGGCGUUGCGGCCCCUGCGGUCGGCUCUUGGGCUGUGGCGGCAGGAGCCGCUCUUCACGUCGCCGCCCGCGUCGCUGCCGCCCUCCCCGCCGGAGGGGCGCAGCCACGCCGCCGCGAGCCUGCUCGGCCGCCAGCAGAAGAGCUGGCUGCUGCAGCGGCACAGCUGGCUGCUGCAGAGCGGACUCCGGCGGCGCGUCGGCAGCGCGAUUGCACCGACGACGCUGCGUGCCGCCAGGCGCCGCUGCUCUCUGUGGCCGUCGCCGUCGCGCUGCUGCUCCUCACGGCGCUCCUCCUACGCAUCAACCCGACAGGGACGAGAGGCGCCCUCGGCGACUCUUGCCCGUCGCUCGCCGACCUGGCGGCGAGGCUCUCCUCCCACCCCAUGUCCCUCCCCUCCCUCAUCUUCCCGCUCACCCUGCUGCUCGCCUCGGUCCUGCCCGGCGGCGGCGGACCCGGCGGCGGCGGCGCGUGCACGGGCGGCGUGGGGCGCGCGAGUGGCGUGGGGCGCGAGGGCGGCGCGGCGGGCGAGGGCGGCGCGGCGGGCGAGGGCGGCGCGGAGGGCGAGGGCGGCGCGGGGGGCGAGGGUGGGGCGGGGGGCGCGCCUUUGCGCCGCACCGCCCCCUCCGGACCGCAGAGCUACUUUCUCUCGGCGAUGCUUGUCUGUGGCUCGGCGGUGCUCGCGCGGCAGUCGGGGCCCCGCUUCGCCGCCGUCGGCGGCGAGACCGCCAUGAGCACGCUCGUGCGGCGCGCCGUCGCCGCGGUGAUGGUCGCUUGCUCCAUCGGGCUCACCGCCUGCCAGCUGGGCGGCUACGUCCGCUCGCCCUUCCUCGUGAUGCGCGUCUGCUCCGGGCUUGUGUAUUCGAGACCUCCAGGCGCCUGCUACGCGGCGCACGUGCUGUGGCUCGCGCAGCAGCCGGACCGCUCUUUGUCGCGCGAGUGCGUCGCCCACGCCCUCCUCUCCGACGACGCUCUCCACCCCUCCUCGCUGGCAAACGAGACCUUCGGAGCGCUGGACUUGCCGCGGAGAGAGGGGGCGACGCGGCUCGGCUGGACCGAUUGCGACCCGCCGCCGUCGCUGCUCGACGCGCUCCCCGGCGCGUGGUUCAUCGCCGUCGCGAGUGUCUUCACGCCGAGGGUGCGGGCGGCCAUCCGCGAGAAGGUGGUGGGCGGCGGCGGCUGGAGCCGCUCGCGGGCGGGGCUCCUGGGCUGA